CUUCCUUCCCACCAAGGCUUGGAGAGCUUAGCUUGUUUGACAAUGUCGGCGAGUUGGAACGGCGACCCAGAGAUCCUCGAUCUGGGGGAAGAGGAACUUUGGGAGAUGAUAGAACAGCACAGGUGUGUAAUCGUGAAAAAGCUGUCCCCGGAUCGUCUCACUCCGUACCUGCGCCAGGCCAAGGUUCUUGACGAAAUGGACGAAGAAGAGAUUCUGCAUUCUGCCAAGUUCUUCAACAGAGGAAUGAGGCAAGGACGUCUCUUGGACGUGCUCCGAACCCGCGGGAAGAAUGGAGCCAUUGCCUUCCUAGACAGUCUGCUCCUGGUCAAUCCUAAAAUGUAUACCUUCAUCACUGGGAAAGAGGCAUCCAUGGACCCAAACAGCUUUAGCAAUCUGAUCGAUAGCAGCCAGCUCCAUGCCUUUCUGUUGAAUUCCCUGCAAGAGGAGUUGCAAAAGGAGAAGCAACUGAAUGGGAUUGUCGUGCAUCACCUGCGCGACCUGUUGAAGAAAGUAAAGCGGCUGGAAGCAGAGAAGGAGUCCAUGCGCAGCAUAGAGACUGAAAACCAGAGACUCCGCAAGGAGAUGGAUGAGCAGAGCCAGAUACUAAGCAAAUUCAAAGAUAAGCAGUAUGAUCUGUCCAUGCGCUACUCGCUUGCCCUACAAGAGAAAGACACUUUGCAGACCAGGAACCAUGAGCUGCGGGAACAGUUACAUACUUUGAGAGAGGAACUCAACAGAGUACGGAUGGACCUCCAGAUGGCUCAGAGCUGGAAAUCCCAAGCGCAAUGUGAAGAAAACCUGAUGAUGUUGAGGAAGGAAAACAAUCAGUUGCGAGAGAGCUUGAAGCAGAUGCCUCUGGACACAAUCAAGCAAUCGGACCUGACUCUAGAAACUGCACAGGAGUUGAUGACGCAACUGAUCUGUACGAAGGAGAAGAUUUCCUCUUCCGAGACCUUGGAGAAGUUGUGGCAAAAGGAGAAAGAAGCCAUGCUGCAGGACAAAUGCAACAUUCAGGCGGAGAAUGAGGUCCUAAGAAACAAAGCAGAAGUGUUUCACAACCAGCUGUCAGAGUUGCAGAAAGAGCGAGACCAGGCUUACAGAUCCCGCGAUACGGCCCAAGCGCAGAUUAACCACUUUCUUGUGGAUAUGGACUCCUUGAGGCAACAGAUAAUGGAACUUACGGACUUCAACUCUGACCUCAGGCUGCAGGUUCGGAGUAUGGAAGCGCAGCUACAGACACAUAGGAUGACAAGUUGCCCACACUCCCCCGAGCAAAAGAAAUGCACAGAAUCCAAUCAGAAGCAGAGACUGGUCCGGAUGGAUGCCAUAUUCCCCUCUGAAGAUGGAGACAGGGUGUCCAAUUCAAGCUUUUCCGAGUCCUUGCAUGAUCUGUGCAUGCAGAACAGCCAGGACCUUGGGGAAAAUACCCAUCUUCAGGAGGGAUAUCUUAAGGAGCUCUCCAAAAGCAGCUCCCAAGAUCUCCCCGACCUUCUUCAGAGUGAGAAAGCCGACACAGACUCAGAGUUUGAGGAAGACAACAAAGGUCUGUCGAUGCUGCCAACCAUUGAGAUGGUUGAGAGCGGUGAUGGCUCCAGUUCUCUUCCAAUUUCCAUGCCGCGGAGACGCCAUGCACAAAGGAUGACCAGCCGGACCACCAUAAUAGCUUUCCAGGGCGAUAACCUCCUUAAGCAGAUCAGCAUCAUUGGGGGGAAUCGAACUGGAAUUUUCAUCCACCAUGUGACCAAAGACUCUGCAGCAGAUGAGAUGUCAUUGAUGCCGGGAUAUCAGAUUACAGCCGUGGAUUUCAAUGUCAUAAAUCCUACUUAUAAAGUGGACAUGGCCGGAAUGACAUCAGAGGACGCUCAUAGCACCCUGAACAGAGUCAACGGGUUCUGUUGCCUCUCCGUGCGAUGCAAAAUAGAUGAAUAUCGGAGGCUGUUACGGGACCUAGAGAAUGGGUCUGAGGUAUCUGGAGACUCUUUCUAUGUCCGCGUUAACCUGUCCAUGCCAGGCCGUAUAGGGGGAGGUCUACAAGUGACCUGUGGCGAAAUCCUUCACAUUAAAGACACCAUGUUCAAGAAUCGCUGCCAAUGGUUUGCUCAUAGGGUUAAUGCCUACACCUUGAAGGAUGGAGAGUCCGGGAUCAUACCCAACUACCGCCAGGCUCAGCAGCAGCUAAUUACCUGCGUCCAGCACAUGACCUGGCAAAUGACCUGGCAAAGUGCAGCUUGGCGGAAGUGUCGAAAGCAAGUGCGUGUUGUGAGUACAGACCGGUGCAUCUCACACCUGCUCUGGGCAUCUCUGGAUUGUGGAAUUUGUGAAGAUCCUUCCUCAGGUUCCACACUGGGAAGAAGUUGCCCCACAUUGAUGCCGUACACCUUGGUGACCCACGUAACGGUUACAAGUCCCCGGCCUGUGUUGUUCGUUCCUUCUCUGCUUGGGAGGAUCCUGAGUGAUAAGCUCUGUACCAGCAAGGACUUCAUGAAAUGCGACACAGAGUGCCUAACUGAUGCGCAGUACGCAGCGAGGUAUCAGCGCGGAGAAAUUAUCGGGGAGAAAGAGGGGGAGAAGGUCCGCUGCUGCUUCACCAGGCAGAACGUAGAAGCCGUGGCCCAACAGAACGCGCACUGCCUCUUGGAGCUCGGUCUUUCUUGCGUCUCCGUGCUCCUCCGGGCAGGAAUAUACCCAAUCAUCCUGCAUGUCCCGCUGACGGAGAAGAGCACAAAAAAACUAAAGAAACUGCUACAUUGGUGGAGGAACUGCGAAGACCUGCUUCUGGAGUGCGCUCACCGGGAAGAAACCGAGUUAGACUCGCUGCCCUGCUUGUACCGCACGGUGGAGCCAGAGAGCUGGAGUGACACCGAAUCUUUGAUCAGCAGCGUGAAGGAAGCCGUCACAGACGAGCAAAAACACGUCGUGUGGCUGGAGAAUAAGCAGUGCUGACCUUUUGGCUUCUACCACAAUCACGGAACUUCCUACCUAACCAGGAUUUCCUUGUGCUUCAGCGCAGAGAUACACAGUCACCAAGUAACGGUGGCUUAAUGAACUUAUGCGGCUAUCAUCCUCCAGCUUUUGGUUAACAACAUAAACAGAUACUUUACCAGUCUUCAGCUAUUGAUGAACUACAAACCCUCCGUUGUUCCCCAGCUAACAGGGUACUCAACGGUUAACCAGAAUGGAUAUUGUGGAGCCGACUAAGCUAAAUGCUUGUCGGAGAUUGACCCAGAAAGAAAGAGCAGCUUCAUUCCCAAUGAGACAACCAGCUCUGGAGAUGAUACCAAGUGUCGCGAAGAAUGUUGCCAAUGGUCCAAGUUGAUCCCAAGUGCACCUAAGGAGUUGACGUGGCCCUUGGGUCCAGUUUAACUGGACAAGCAUGUAACGUAACCACUUUAAAAAUGAAAUAGUAGAUCAUAUUAUUCUAAUAUCAGUCAUAUCACUUGCUUAUAUAGUUAUUAUGGUCCUGAUAAUAAGAUAUUGAGCAUCUGGUAAUAAGCAUAUAUUACAAAUAAAAUGUUGAGGUAUAAAUGACAAUGGUUUAAAAUAGUUUCAAGUGUUUGAAAAAGAAAGCAAGGUGCUAUAUCGCUCCAAUAAGCUAUAUUGUAUCAAAAUACACGUUUUCUUUUCAGCUCUAUACAAUCGUAGAUCAUUUUAUACAGUUCAUUAAGCUCCCUGUAUCACUUCUAAGCAACGGGGUGUGGGAAGUUUGAGGAAGAAGGGAGGCGGGUCUUAUAAAACCAAAAUGGCUGCAUGCGCACAGGGAUUCAAAAUCAACAGAAAGAUUAAAAAAAAACAAAAAACUCUAGCACUUAAAUACUCCCAAGAGCACUUUAUAUAACCAUGUAUGUAAAUGUGAAAAAUGAAAGCAAUUAAGGCCUAUUUCCCUUAAGCACUUUAGCAAUACAACUUAACCAGCAAGACUCGGGCUAGCAUAUGGGUCUCUAGGGUGGUUAAAGAAUAAAUUGAGUUUCGCCUUUAAGUCACAACUGGAGCAGUCAUGGUCCAAGCAAGAGAA
Messenger RNA from Spea bombifrons (plains spadefoot toad), 4012 nucleotides. RefSeq names its product caspase recruitment domain family member 14 (gene CARD14). The record is from RefSeq and is a predicted model, not a curated record. Gene Ontology annotation, molecular function: protein binding. Gene Ontology annotation, biological process: regulation of apoptotic process. The transcript is spliced from 20 exons. NCBI's taxonomy places the organism in Eukaryota, Metazoa, Chordata, Amphibia, Anura, Pelobatidae. The coding region runs from base 43 to 2943 and encodes 966 amino acids.